AUGUCAUGCCUCAGCUUUGCUAUCUUGUCUGGGGAGAAAAACUUUGUGCAGAAUUUGUGUGCCAGCUCGUUCCAUGUAGUGAUACUCGCAACUGGGAGUGAAUACAACCAUUCAAGUUCUCUGUCUCAUAGCGUAUGUGGAAAAAGCCUUAACCUAAUAGCGUCAUCCGAAAUCCCUUGUUCAUUUUGCGACAAGGGCACUCAUUUCGAUGUCAUAAUGAAUCUGAGGAUUCUCUCAAUCCAGGAUAUAGUAAAUGCUUGUGCUAUUGAAACGAUCAAUGUUAUUAUCAAAGAUGUUGGCGACUCAAUAUUUUCUAUUCUAGUUGAUGAAUCUUGUGAUGUGUCAAUGAAGGAGCAAAUGUCUAUUAUUUUACGUUAUGUAGACAAUAGUAGGCAUGCCAAUGAACGCUUAAUAGGGAUUGAACAUAUUACAAGUACCACGGCUCUAUCACUUAAGGCUGCAAUUGAUAAGGUAUUUUCUAGAUAUAACUUGAGUAUAUCUAGAUUGAGAGGACAAGGUUAUGAUGGAGCAAGUAAUAUGCAAGGUAAGUUUAAUGGUCUGAAAACACUCAUUUUGAAGGAGAGUCCAUGUGCCUUUUACAUUCACUGUUUUGUUCAUCAACUUCAACUUGCGCUUGUGGCUGUGGCAAAGAAGAACAUCCCUAUUACUAACUUUUUUCGUGUGGUUGGGAACGUGAUAAAUACUGUUGGAGCAUCUUCCAAACGUUGUGAUCUUCUUCGAGAAAAACAAUUAGACUUUAUUGUUGAGGCAUUGGAAAAGUGUGAUAUUUUAAGUGGACGGGGACUUAAUCAAGAAACGACCCUUCAGCGCUCUGGUGAGACACGAUGGAGUUCAUAUUAUAAUUCUUUGGUCAGCUUGCUUGCCAUAUUCUCUUUUGUUUUAGAUGUACUUGCAGUGAUUGUAGAAGAUGAAUCUUGUUCUUGUGAUCGAAGAUCUGAUGCAACAAAUUUAUUGGAGUUGAUACGAAGAUUUGAUUUUACAUUUAAUCUACAGUUGAUGAGAAGUGUGUUGGGGAUAUCAAAUAAACUGUCAAAGGCAUUGCAAAGAAAAGAUCAAGAUAUUGUGAAUGCAAUGCAAUUGGUGAGAUUGUGCAAACGAUGA
Messenger RNA from Olea europaea var. sylvestris, 1122 nucleotides. RefSeq names its product zinc finger MYM-type protein 1-like. The transcript has 3 exons. The record is from RefSeq and is a predicted model, not a curated record. The coding region runs from base 1 to 1122 and encodes 373 amino acids. Lineage: Eukaryota; Viridiplantae; Streptophyta; Magnoliopsida; Lamiales; Oleaceae.